Molecule: messenger RNA, 600 nt
Organism: Rotaria sordida
Lineage: Eukaryota; Metazoa; Rotifera; Eurotatoria; Philodinida; Philodinidae
Source: the annotation of a GenBank genome assembly
AUGCAUGCAUAUCAAAAUAAACAAUCAUAUCUUCAAGAUGAAGAAAAAAAAAUUGAAGGUAAACAACCACAUUUUGAACGUAAACAACCAGUUUAUCCAGGUUGGCAACCAAUUUAUUCAGGUGGACUACCAAUGUAUCCAGGUGGACAAACAUUUUAUUCAGGUGGACAACCAAUUUAUCCGGGUGGACAACCAAUUUAUCCAGGUGGACAAUCAUUUUAUCCAGGUGGACAAUUAUUUUAUCCGGGUGGACAACCAAUUUAUCCAGGUGGACAACCAUUUUAUUCAGGUGGGCAACCAAUUUAUCCAGGUGGACAACCAAUUUAUCCAGGUGGACAAUCAUUUUAUCAAGGUGGACAAUCAUUUUAUCAAGGUGGACAACCAUUUUAUCCAGGUGAACGACGAUCUUUUCAAGGUGGACAACAAUAUUUUGAACGUAAACAACAGAUUGAUCCAGAUGAACAAAAAACUUCUAAUGAUAAUCGAAAUAUGGAGUCUGUCAUAGGAAGGCUAGAUGAAUUAGAAUGUGAUAUUAAUAAGUCAUUCGAAUUAUUGAAUGCUUUAGACCAACAAUUAGGUAAACAAAAUAAAAACGUUUAA